Messenger RNA from Staurois parvus, 480 nucleotides. Lineage: Eukaryota; Metazoa; Chordata; Amphibia; Anura; Ranidae. The record is from the annotation of a GenBank genome assembly.
GUCGCCCCCUGUACUAUCCACAGUCUCUGGUCAUCUCCUGUACUGUGUCCGCAGUCUCUGGUCAUCCCUGUAGAGGCAGGUCCGCAGUCUCUGGUCAUCCCUGUACUGUCAGCAGUCCGCAGUCUCUGGUCAUCCCUGUACUGUGUCCGCAGUCUCUGGUCAUCCCUGUACUGUGUCCGCAGUCUCUGGUCAUCCCUGUACUAUGUCCGCAGUCUCUGGUCAUCCCUGUACUGUGUCCGCAGUCUCUGGUCAUCCCUGUACUGUGUCCGCAGUCUCUGGUCAUCUCCUGUACUAUGUCCGCAGUCUGGUCAUCCCUGUGCUGUCCGCAGUCUCUGGUCCUGCACUUCAUCCUGUACUGUGUCAUCAUCCCUGUACUGUGUCCGCAGUCUCUGGUCAUCCCUGUACUGUGUCCGCAGUCUCUGGUCAUCCCCUGCACUGUGUCCGCAGUCUCUGGUCAUCUCCUGCACUGUGUCCGCAGUC